AUGACGGACGCAAUAGCGUCGACUCUCCCGAUAGAUAAAGCUACAUAUGCGCCACUGAUCCAUCUUGAAUUCCGUUACCGUCAAGUAGAUACCGUCCUGGCUUUAGCCUAUGGUGGUGCCUGCUUCUUCUCGUUUUGGGCUUUUGCUAUGCACGCACAGUCACCCACACGACAGGCUGCUACACUUGGCUUUUACUUGCUUAUGGGACUGGCCUCACUCACUCGUGUGUUGUGGUUUGCCACACCUUAUGGCGUUCAAUCAGUCAUGGUGGCGCCACCUCGGAUCAUGAUGAAUGACGACGGCUGGGCUCACUUUCUUCUGGCAGAAACAGUUGAGCUGCUAGGCUCUUUUUUACUUUACAGUGUCUUUGUGCUCAUUGUCGUCUUCUGGGCCGAUAUGCUACGUCGUCUCUUUACUCAUGAUAGUGUACGGUCGCAUCCAUUGCGGCUCUUUGUCUUUGUGUCGAGUGCUAUUGUAACGAUUCAAGCAAUAGGGUUUGCAGCAUUUGCAGCAAAAAGAGUGGACUCGUAUUGGCUCAUGGUCUACGAUGACGUUGUCAUGUGUCUCUUGUCGAUUGGAUCGUUGGCAGCGGUACUAGUGUACUCGUUCCGUAUGAAAACCGUCUUGCAGGCUUUCCUCGAGGUUAGUCAGAUUGACACGACCGAUAGGAUCAAGGCGGUCAAUUGGGCGACAUCCAUCUGUGCGUUCUUUCUCAUCUCCAACACUGUUUUUCUCACGUACUCGAUCGUGAGCCUCGCACAUUUUCACAAAGCGGGAGUUUACCUUGAAUCCAAGUGGUGGCUUUUUGUAGCAUCCAAGCAUCUUGUCGAGAUUUUCGUGCUGUACUUCCUAUUGUACACGUUGUGGGGGAAAAGCUCGGACGAUGCAGAGAACUCGAAGGAUGGGUACGAGCCUAUCCCAGAUGGGAAUUACCUCGUUGACGACGACCUCAACACGUCAACCUCGUUAUCUAGUACACCAAGGCGUCACUACUAG
This is a messenger RNA of Peronospora farinosa, 996 nucleotides long. The record is from the annotation of a GenBank genome assembly. NCBI's taxonomy places the organism in Eukaryota, Oomycota, Peronosporomycetes, Peronosporales, Peronosporaceae.